AUGACUGUUGUACCUUGGCCUAAUUUUAAUCAAAAUAAUCUUACACAAGAUGAAAAAGAUAAAGCAGAUAUUAAAGUUAUUGUUUGUCAUGAUUAUGCUGGUGGAUAUAAAGAGAAUCAUUUUGAUCUUGGAUAUAGUAUUCAAUAUUGGCAAUAUAUUGAUAUUUUUAUUUAUUUUUCUCAUCAAAGAAUUGCAAUUCCUCCAUCACAAUGGACCAAUGCAGCUCAUAGAAAUGGAGUAAAAGUACUUGGAACAUUUUUAACAGAACAUGAAAAUGACCUAUUUGAAAAUGAUUUAUUAAUGGCAGAAUAUUAUAAUUUUGAUGGAUGGUUUAUCAAUAUUGAAACAGAAUUAAUUGGUAAAAGUUUACAUGCAAAACAAAUUGAAACAUUUGUAAAAUAUUUAACUGAAAAAAUGCAUCAACGUAAGCCAGGAUCAAUUGUAAUUUGGUAUGAUUCUGUAAUAAAAGAUGGAAGAAUAAAAUUUCAAAAUUGUUUAAAUGAAUUAAAUUAUCCAUUUUUUAAUGCGGCUGAUGGAAUUUUUAUUAAUUAUUUUUGGAAAGAGAAUUAUCCAAAAUUAUCAGCUGAUAAAGCAGAACUUAGAAAAAGAGAUGUUUACACUGGUAUUGAUGUAUGGGGUAGAAGUACUUUUGGUGGAGGAGGAUUUACAACUUACAAGGCGUUAGAAGUAAUUAAAUCAUCAAAAACUUCUUGUGCGAUAUUUGCACCUGGUUGGACUUAUGAAAAUUUUGGUAAAGAUAACUUUUGGAGAAAUGAUCAAAGAUUUUGGAUUGGUAAAGCUGAUCAUAAAUAUGCUGAAGAAAAUGAUGAUCAUGAUAAUUUGCCUGAUGAAGGGUGCGGAUAUAAAUUUUUUAUUAAGGGAAAGGAAUUUUUAAAUCAAGAAUGGUUUCAUCUAAGUCAUCAAUCAAUACUUCCAUUGCCAACCAAAUCAAUAAUUAAUUUAUUUGAUGUUAAUCAUAAUACUUUAUUUUGGAAUCUAUCUUUUGAAAAAUCAUUUUCAGGAGGUAUUAUUCCACUUUAUGAUUUAAAUUUGAAAAUUUUAGGCUUAACAAAAAUCAAAGUUACUUAUUCAAUAGAACAACCAAAUACAAAUAUUGGAUUAUAUUCAUUCAAAACAGUUUAUAAUUGGUGGACAACUGAAUUAAUUAUUGAUCCCAAACAAUUAUCCAAUAACAAUAAAGUUGAUUAUUAUGUACAAGAAUUAGGGAUUACAUUUAUGAAUAAUAAUAUUAGUGGUAGCAGAGAAGAAGACAAAGAUAUGGUUGUUGCUUAUAUUGGUGAAUUAUCGGCAGUAAAUGUAAUAAGUAACUCUAUAAUGAAUACAUAUAAACAAGAGAUUCAAAAUAUUUAUAUUCUAGAAAAGUCUUUAAUUAUAGAAAAAUUAGAGUCCAAAAAUGUUUUACUAGUAAGUUGUUUAAUUAAAUGGGAGUUAGGAAUUCAAACACAAAACGAUUACACAAUCAAUAGUGGCAAUAACAAUAAUAAUUAUGAUAAAAAGUUAUUAGAUUCUUUUGAUUAUUUUUAUGUUUAUGCAAGUUUACAGCCCUCAAUCGAUUCAACAUCGCCACCAAAUGAUGACUUGGUAUUUUUAGGUGUAGCUGAUACAAAUAAAUUUAUUGUAUCAGGUUAUCAAUUAUCUUUGAAUGAAAUUAUCAUGAAAAAAAAUUUUAUUCUAAACUUUCAUGUUAAAGGUAUUAACAAUUAUUAUGGCGAGGAAGAGGAGGAAGAUAAUAAAAUAUUUAAUAAAUGGAAAUGUUGGAAAAUGCCACGCCCAGAAUAUCAAGCCCCACCUGAAAUUUAUUAUAAUGACAAUGAAGCAAAAAAAUACACUUCAAAUUCAAGGAUUCAAACUAUUCAAGCAGAUAUGACAUAUAGAGCUCUUGAACUUUUAAAUAUUCCAGAGGGAAAAUCAUGCUUUUUAUUAGAUAUUGGAUGUGGAUCAGGAUUAAGUGGAGAGAUAUUGGAAGAAGAAGGUCAUAUAUGGGUUGGAAUGGAUAUUUCACCAUCAAUGUUAAAUGUUGCAAUAGAUCGUGAAGUUGAAGGUGAUUUAUUUUUACAAGAUGUUGGUGAGGGAAUGGGAUUUCGUCCAGGAACUUUUGAUGGGGCAAUAAGUAUAUCAGUUCUUCAAUGGCUCUGUAAUGCGGAUUACAAAUCACAUAAUCCAAGGUCACGUUUAAAUCGAUUUUUCACAACCUUAUAUUCAUCAUUACAUCGUGGCGCUCGAGCAGUAUUUCAAUUUUACCCAGAGAAUGAUGAUCAAUGUGAAUUGAUUAUGAAUAUUGCAAUGAGGUGUGGUUUCGAGGGUGGAUUAGUAGUUGAUUAUCCUAAUAGUAAAAAAGCAAAAAAAUACUUUUUAUGUUUAAGUGCUGGACAAUCAUCACUUGAUUCUGAAAAACAACAAUUACCGAAAGCUUUAGGCGAAGAAGUUUAUGAUGAUGAUGAUGAACAAAAAAUCAAAAGUGUUGCUUAUUCUAGUCAAAGGAUUCAAAAUCAUCAAAAAGGAAAGAAACGCAAAUCAAUUAAAGAUAGAGACUGGGUUUUACAUAAAAAGGAAAUUGCACGUAUGCGAGGGCAAAAACAAAUACCAAUUGACACUAAAUAUACAGGAAGGAAAAGAAAUCCAAAAUUUUAA
Molecule: messenger RNA, 2652 nt
Organism: Entrophospora sp. SA101
Lineage: Eukaryota; Fungi; Glomeromycota; Glomeromycetes; Entrophosporales; Entrophosporaceae
Source: the annotation of a GenBank genome assembly